UUAAACACAAAGAAGAAGACUCCAUACCAGUUGGUGGCGGUAAUGCACCAAUUCGUUGUUUGUCAACAGCCAAUGAAUACAAAGAAGAAGAAAAAGAAUCAGCAGAAUAUCGUCAAGCAUAGGAACUCGGCUGGAGCCACUUCCAUCAUGUCAGGAUAGAAAAGCAAACAAACAGCAGACAAAGCUCGGUCGAACCAUCCUUUUCCGAAACGGAGUCUUUACGAUGGAAGGCGAGGAGGAGAGGGGUGUUGUUCGUGUCAAAGUCAAGAAAUGUGAUGGGGCACUUCCUGUGGAGUUUCGCUCCUUUGCUGUUGAUCCCCAGAUAACAUCGCUGGAGGUUUUGCAGCACAUACUUAUCAGAGCCUUUGAUUUGAAUGGGAAGAGAAAUUUCAGCGUUGGUUACCUGUCUCGCGAUCGCAGCGGGGCUGAAAUGUAUAUGUCUCUGGUCUCUGACUGGGAUUUGGAUGUUGCGUUUGUCAGUGCAGCCAGACCAUUUCUGCAGCUCAAGAUGGAUAUAAAACCUUCUGAGGACAGCCCUGUUUUGGAAGACUGGGACAUCAUAAGCCCCAAAGACGUGAUUGGCUCUGAGCAGCUUCUCACAGAGAAGACUAGAUCCUUGGCAUCUGCAGCUCUUCCCUUCACCCAGUCUCUACUGUCCCAGGUGGGCCGGACCCUGUCGAAGGUCCAGCAGGCCUUCAGCUGGUCUUAUGGGGAGGAGAUCAAGCCUUUCAAGCCCCCUCUAAGUGACGCUGAGUUUCACAGUUACCUUAACGGACAGGGACAGUUGACCCGGCCUGAGGAACUCAGACUACGAAUCUACCAUGGGGGUGUGGAGCCGUCGCUGCGGAAGGUGGUUUGGCGUUACCUCCUGAAUGUCUAUCCAGAUGGACUUAGCGGACAGGAGAGAAUGGACUACAUGAAGAGGAAGACGAGAGAGUAUGACCAGCUAAAGAGAGAGUGGACAACCCGGGUUAGUCAUGAGGACCUUGAAUUUAUCCGUGGAAAUGUUCUCAAAGACGUCCUGAGGACGGAUCGAGCUCAUCCAUACUAUGCAGGCUCUGAGGAUAGUCCCCAUUUGACUGCCCUCACAGAUCUACUCACCACAUUUGCCAUCACUCAUCCACAGAUCUCUUACUGUCAAGGCAUGAGUGACAUUGCCUCCCCAAUACUUGCAGUAAUGGACAACGAGGCACACGCCUUCAUUUGCUUUUGUGGCAUCAUGAAACGCUUAGAAGGAAACUUUCGGCCAGACGGGCAGCUCAUGUCUGUUAAGUUCCAGCAUCUGAAGCUCCUCCUGCAGUACUCCGAUCCUGAAUUCUACUCUUACCUAGUGUCCCGAGGAGCUGACGACCUCUUCUUCUGCUACCGUUGGCUUCUUCUGGAGCUUAAACGAGAGUUUGCGUUUGAUGAUGCUCUAAGGAUGCUGGAAGUUACUUGGAGCUCUCUGCCCCCAGAUCCUCCUGAAACUGAAGUGGAGCUUCUGGGGCCACCUCUGGAAGCCGACGAAACAAUGUUCAGCAACUUUGAGGACAAGACGGUUGAGGACUACUUUCAAGAUAAGGAACAAAAAGAGAAGCAGCGUCGACGGCACAUGCUGCGACCUUCAAGAGAAGAAGCAGACAUGAACAUAAAUGCCAUCGCUGAUGAAAUGGACAGGCAAAGCGUGAGCUCGGACAAAGCAAAUGUGGGUGACGAGUGUGAUAUCCCUCAGGUAACCAUGGCAAAGACAGAUUUGAAAGGUGCUCCCUUCGAGAGGCAGACUAGUUUUGGGGAGUUUAAAUAUUAUACUGCCCGAAAUGAAGACAGCUUUGAUAUGGAGGAGGUUGAACAGCAUCCUCCAUGUCAACAGGGUGCAGUGGUUUCAGAGUCGAUAACGAGCAUCCCGAGGCGCCAAUCCACAACUGACACUGAGGAGGACACGGGAGAGCAAACACCACUGUUUAAAAAUUUUGAUAAUGAUGUUUCUCCACCUCUUUUCCCAAGCAGCCAACCCGUCUGGAAAACUGGCUCCUCUGUCUCUCCCAUGUCUUCAGUGUCACCAUCGAGUUGGCCUGGUGUUUCUCCAGACUCUCCUCCAAAGUCCACAUCACCAUACGUGAGCAACGAAAGUGAGGCCUUACCAAGAGCUGGCCUAAACGUGUCAGCUUCUUCUACUCAGUUGCCCAGCAGUACACGCAUCAGUUCACCCACAACCCCCACUGCACGGACAUCCGUCAGCUCUCUUUCUACUGCUCAAAACAGAUCCCUGCUGUCUUCACCCAUUUUGUCCUUUGGAAGAGGAACAUCUUUGUCUGGUUCCAGGUUGUACUCAAACAGUCUCCUCUCACCUGGCAACAAAUCCCCCAGCAGCGCUGCUAAUACGCCCAGUUCUCUAAAAGCCGAGACCACUGGCAUCAAGCCGUGCUCCUUGCCACCUCCUCAAGAGUUUGGUAAAGGCAACCCGUUCAUGCUGUUCCUGUGCUUGUCCAUCCUGUUGGAGCACAGAGACCAUAUCAUCAAGAACAGUUUGGAUUACAAUGAGCUAGCCAUGCACUUUGAUCGCCUUGUGCGACGCCACAACCUGAGCAGAGUGCUGCAAAGAGCCAAGGCCCUGUUUGCAGAGUACUUGCAAAGUGAGGUGUGGGACUCAGAAGAAGGGGAUGAGGUUAGCUCAGACUCUCCAACAACAGCUACUGCUACUCAGCACUCCCCUUCUUCAGCCAUCUCUGCUAAGCCCAUUUACAGCCCUUUAGCAUCUCCACAGUUGUCAUCUCCAAACUCAACCUAUAAUUUGGCAAACACCAUUCCUUCUCUGAUAGCUCAAAAUUCCUUUUCCACCAGUUCCUGAUUCUGUUGUACAUCACUGGCCUCCUUUUCCGGACUGCUUAGUGGAUUCAGCUCUUUCAAUUCUGUCUCUAAUUAAAUACAUAUAUUCCUUAA
Molecule: messenger RNA, 2919 nt
Organism: Pundamilia nyererei
Lineage: Eukaryota; Metazoa; Chordata; Actinopteri; Cichliformes; Cichlidae
Gene: tbc1d25
Product: TBC1 domain family, member 25
Exons: 7
Coding region: 224-2827 (867 amino acids)
Biological process (GO): activation of GTPase activity; regulation of autophagosome maturation
Cellular component (GO): autophagosome
Molecular function (GO): GTPase activator activity
Source: RefSeq, a predicted model, not a curated record